Molecule: messenger RNA, 891 nt
Organism: Anopheles maculipalpis
Lineage: Eukaryota; Metazoa; Arthropoda; Insecta; Diptera; Culicidae
Gene: aurB
Product: aurora kinase B
Exons: 2
Coding region: 7-891 (294 amino acids)
Biological process (GO): mitotic spindle organization; protein phosphorylation; regulation of cytokinesis
Cellular component (GO): spindle midzone; spindle microtubule; chromosome passenger complex
Molecular function (GO): protein kinase activity; ATP binding
Source: RefSeq, a predicted model, not a curated record
AUUAUUAUGGAUGCUAAUGAUUGUGAAACGCUUAACUCGGAAUUGCUCAUGAAAACCUUAAAAAUGAUGCAACACCCGGCAUACGAGAAUCCAUACGAGUGGUCUACGGACGAUUUCGAAAUCGGGUGCCCGCUCGGUCGCGGAAAGUUUGGCCGGGUCUACAUUGCCCGUGAGCGUGAGACCGGCUUUAUGGUAGCGAUGAAAGUCAUGUUCAAAUCGCAGCUAACCAAAUGGAACGUCGAGAAGCAGCUGUUGCGCGAGAUCGAAAUCCAAUCGCGCCUCAAACAUCCGCACAUACUGCGCCUGUAUACAUGGUUUCAUGACGAUCGGCGCAUCUACCUGGCGCUCGAGCUAGCCGCGCAGGGUGAGCUGUACAAACAUCUGAAAGCGGCACCGAAGGGCCGGUUCGACGAACGCCGUUCCGCACGCUACAUAUCGCAGGUGGCCGAUGCGCUCAACUACUGUCACGCGAACAACGUGAUCCAUCGUGAUCUGAAGCCGGAAAAUAUUCUGCUCACCGAUGACGACAACAUCAAGCUGGCCGACUUCGGUUGGUCCGCACACACCAACUCCAACAAGCGUAAAACGAUGUGCGGCACGCUGGAUUAUCUACCGCCCGAGAUGGUGGACGGCAAGAUGUACGACGACUCGGUUGACCAGUGGUGUCUGGGCAUUCUGUGCUACGAGUUUCUGGUCGGCAAUCCACCGUUCGAGUCACAGACAACUCAAAACACGUACGACAAGAUCCUGCGGCUGGACAUCGUGUACCCGCGGCACUUGAGCACCGGUGCGAUUAAUCUCAUCUCGAAGCUGCUGCGCAUACCAAGCAGUUCCCGGAUCACGCUGCGAGAUGUCAUGAACCAUCCGUGGGUUGUGCAGAUGAAACAGUAA